AUGCAAUUAGAUAUUGCUGAAUUCCCUGUACAAAUACUAGUACAUAUAGUAUCAGAUUUAUUGGAAUCCAUCAUUCAAACCAAUGAUGAAUUGAUGAUCAAUACACCUUUAACUCGUUUUCAUUCAAGAGCAAAGCCUAGUAUUACUAUCCACGCUUACUUGACAAGAAUUCUUAAAUUCGCCCCUUUUUCUAAUGAAGCCUUAUUAUCUCUUUUGGUUUAUUUCGAUCGGAUCGCUUCUAAAAAACAAUAUGCUGUUAAUUCUUUAAAUGUACAUCGUUUACUUAUUACAAGUGUUGUCGUUGCUUCAAAAUUCACUUCUGAUGUUUAUUAUCCUAAUAGUCGAUAUGCCAAGGUGGGCGGAUUACCACUAUUGGAACUUAAUCAACUGGAAUUAGAAUUUCUUUUUCUUUGCGACUUCCAACUUCAUGUUCCUUUAGAAGAUCUUCAAGAUUAUGGCAACCAACUUUUAUACCAUGCCGUUAGCAAAUCUUCUCCAGCCUUGGUUUCAACGCACUUAUCUUUGCCACCAUCUCCUAUAGAACAACAACAACAACAACAAAAUCAAAAACAAUCUGUAGUCGUAGCUGUUCCGAGAACACCACCUACUCCAGUUACUAUCACUGCACCUAUCAGUCUUACAACAACAAAAAGUAAAAAACGACCUUAUCAACAACAACAUCAACAAGUAACUUCUGUACGAAAACGAUUUUGUCCUUCUCCUCCAUACAAUACCAAUGACACUAGAGCCACGAAGACCAAGACCGCUAUUAAUACUACUCUCUCUCAUUGAUAUCCUCUAUAUCUCCUUUUUUUUUUUCCCUCUUCU
This is a messenger RNA of Halteromyces radiatus, 828 nucleotides long. RefSeq names its product cyclin-domain-containing protein. Gene Ontology annotation, molecular function: protein kinase binding; cyclin-dependent protein serine/threonine kinase regulator activity. Gene Ontology annotation, biological process: regulation of cyclin-dependent protein serine/threonine kinase activity. The transcript is spliced from 3 exons. Lineage: Eukaryota; Fungi; Mucoromycota; Mucoromycetes; Mucorales; Cunninghamellaceae. The record is from RefSeq and is a predicted model, not a curated record. Gene Ontology annotation, cellular component: nucleus; cyclin-dependent protein kinase holoenzyme complex. The coding region runs from base 1 to 792 and encodes 263 amino acids.